AUGAAUGCAAGCAUUCUUACCAAGGCGGCGGCCCCGGGCCGUCUGCUCUCUCGUCGUAUUCCUCGACAAUCCAAGCUCAAGGAAGCUGUUGGCAAGCGCGCGAACAUCCACACCGGUCCGUUCACAGUCCGAACUACGAAGUGUCAAUCUCCCCGGGUGACAUGCCAAGCUCAUUCAACCAAGCGUGCAUUUCACGCAACAUCCACCGCCCUUGCACCUAGCGAUCCGUACAAGACGCUGGGCGUCGACAAGACCGCCUCCGCAGGCGACAUUAAGAAGGCCUACUAUGGCCUUGCAAAGAAGUACCAUCCCGACACGAACAAGGAUCCCUCCGCCAAGGAGAAGUUUGGCGACAUCCAAAGCGCAUACGAGAUUUUGUCCGACCCCAAGAAGAAACAACAGUUUGACCAGUUCGGCGCUGCUGGCUUCGACCCCAGCGGCGGUGCGGGCGGUGAUCCAUUCGGCGGUGCCGGCAACCCGUUCGGCGGCGGUUUCGGCGGGCAAGGUGGCUUCGGAGGCGGUUUCAACUUUGAUGACAUCUUCUCCGCCUUCACCGGGGGCCAGGGCUCGCCCUUCGGCCGUCGCGGCGCCCGCAACCCGUUCCAGCAGGAGAUUCUCGUCGGCGACAACAUCGAAGUGCAGUCGAGCAUUUCUUUCAUGGAGGCUGCUAAGGGAACGAGCAAGACGAUCACCGUGACACCCCUGACGGAGUGCGGCACAUGUACGGGCAGUGGCCUGAAGCAGGGCACCAAGAGGUCGCAGUGCGGCUCCUGCAACGGUACGGGCACGAGGGUGCACUUCAUGAACGGUGGCUUCCAGAUGGCGUCGACAUGCGGAACUUGCGGCGGCACGGGAACGACAAUUCCUCGCGGUUCCGAGUGUAGGUCCUGCGCCGGCAACGGGGUAGUCCGGGAACGCAAGACCAUCACCGUGGACAUCCCCGCAGGCAUCGAAGACGGCAUGAGAUUGCGCGUCGACGGCGCCGGCGACGCCCCGGUCACUGGCAAGAACGCGGAACCCAAUAUUCGCACGCAGAAGGGUGACCUGUAUGUCUUCGUCCGCGUAGCGUCGGAUCCCAAGUUCAGACGCGCGGGCUCCGACAUCCUCUACACGGCCACAAUCCCCAUCACGACGGCCAUGCUCGGCGGUGAGGUCACGGUGCCGACGCUCGACGGAGAGGUCAAUGUCAAGGUGGCCACGGGCACCAACACAGGCGACAAGCUGACGCUCUCGGGCAUGGGAAUGAAGAAGCUCAACGGACGGAGGGGCGGCUCGGGAGACCUCAAAGUUGAAUUCCGUGUCAACAUGCCCAAAUAUCUCAGCGCGAACCAACGGACUCUGGUGGAGAUGCUGGCGAACGAGAUGGGUGACAAGACAGCCAAGAGGAUCAUGAACGUCACUCCCCAGGGAUCCCAACCAGCUUCGCCGGACGACUCUGAAAACCACAAGAAUGAGGGAUUCCUCAAAUCCAUGUGGCACACACUGACAAACCAUCCCGCCCACCAGAAGGGCUCCGAGACUGACGCCAGCAAGUCUUCUGACGCCAAGAGCGACGAGAAGAAGGACGAGUCCAAGUAG
Messenger RNA from Colletotrichum karsti, 1578 nucleotides. RefSeq names its product mitochondrial chaperone. Gene Ontology annotation, molecular function: ATP binding; heat shock protein binding. Gene Ontology annotation, biological process: protein refolding; response to heat. The record is from RefSeq and is a predicted model, not a curated record. The transcript is spliced from 3 exons. NCBI's taxonomy places the organism in Eukaryota, Fungi, Ascomycota, Sordariomycetes, Glomerellales, Glomerellaceae. Bases 1 to 1578 code for a protein of 525 amino acids. Gene Ontology annotation, cellular component: cytoplasm.